CCUUCCCCGCCUCCGAGUCCUCCACCCUCGCCCCCGCCUUCCCCGCCUCCAUCACCGUCGCCACCCCCUCCUCCUCCUCCCCCACGUUCAAGGCCGCCACCGGUCAACAGCCCGUUACCGCCUAGCCAGGUUUCCCUUUCCCAACCGCCACCCAAUUCGCCAGCACCCAACCCAUCAGCCCCGCCGCCUCCCUCCCUGUCCACACCCCUGGCUACUGCAAGACCCCCACCACCUUCAAUCCCAUCUAGCAUCCUCUUUCCUCCUCCUCCCGUUCCUUGGCUAAUAACACCUUCACCCUUAUCUCUUCCCUCAUCACCCGCGCCUCCGCCGCCGCCUACACCAGCAGUCCCUUUCUCGCCUCCGCCUCCUCCCUCCCCGACACCGCCCCCACCUCCUCCCUCCCCGACACCGCCCCCACCUCCUCCCUCCCCGACACCGCCCCCACCUCCUGACGCGGUGAUGUACUACUGGGCUACCUCGGCUGCUGGUCCCAAUGACCCCUCCGGCUCCAGCACCAGCCCUGGCUCCGUGAGCCGCCUGGUGGGGGCGCCUGGUGCCGAUGUGACCAGGAAGAGCCGCACAUGCAAGGCAGCUGCUCCCCUCGCCUGGGUGCCGACACUCGCGGCUCCCCGUACCGUGGCGGUCUACUUCAACCAGACCCCGGCUGCCAAGGUGGGCCAGGUGGGGGCGGUGGCACUCUACGUGCUCAACAAGGGCAGCCUCGACCCCGCCAUCACCGCCAUCGACCUGCUGCUGCUGCUAACGCCAACCACCCAGCAGGUCUCCACUCAGCAGCAGCAGUGGGCUACCAUGUACUCGGGUGGGCAGGGGCAGGGGGAGCAGCUGACAUGCCCGGGACUUAACCACUUCCCCGUGUCAGCCGCGGCGCUGGCGGCAGCACAGCCGCAGCUGACAUCAGUGGAGGUGCUGGCGGCCGAGGUGGUGGGGGUACGGCUGCAUGUCAACGAGGACCACCUUACCAACAAGGCGGACCUGCCCCACCUGGCGGCUGUAGGACUGAAGCUGCUGCAGACCUGAUGAUGCCCAUGCAUGCAUGUAUGCUCGUCGACCCCGCCCUGUUCAUCACCCACAGCUACGUACUGCAGGAGACAGUGUUUUGGUGUUUGUCCAUUGAUGGGGUUCCCAAGGAAGAGGGUCGGUGUCAGUGUUUUUUUUUCAUUUUUGAGGGGUAAUAUUUCAUCGCACCGCGAGCGAUAGAAUUUGGGCCUUCACGCCAGUUUAACUAACUUCUUAUUGCCGUCCAUCGAUAAAGCUUGUUCUUUGUAUGUUUAGUUCAGUUUUCUUGCUAAAGGGGCUGUGCGUCUUCCUUAAGGACCGUCGCGAUGAAAAUACGGCAUUGCAAGGGGCUUAUCGCUUUUCCGGGGAGCCUAGACCAAUUAUUUAUCGCUCGAAAAGCGAUAUAUCGCUCAAAAAAAAACACUGGUGCCACACGCCGACUCGGUGUUUGCGGCGGGCUCGUGUGCGUGAGUCCGGUUCUGUGGGCGUUGUACCUGGGCUUGCUGAUCUAGUUGCCCUGCUGUCUGCUGUUUUGGUGUCAGCUCCCGGGUUUUACUUAUUUGGGUGUUCCUCGUCGGGCGGGCGGGGUGGGCUGAUCUUGGCCCUUCUCAUCCGUUCUUACGUGUAUGUUGGUGGUGGGGCGCUUUCUGCUGUAUUCGGUUGGUUGUUCGGUUGGGCCCCGUUUUCAGUUUGCGAGGUAGGGUGCCCCAGGCACCGUCUGCUGGCGUUUAAACGUAUACCUAAUCCUGUUGGGGUUCGGCUUUGAGGGCGAUGUUGUCAUGGUUCCUGGGUUAGCUGUGGUGUUUUUGGGGUCUGUGUAUGUAUGCGCCUGUUGCCCUAGUGCUUCCCGAGGUUUGCUGCUGAGGGGCCGUUUCUUGGCUUCUACCCACGUUUUUUGGCCUGCCCUUGAUUCUAGGCGCUCCGAUAGGCCGCGCCGUGGAAGCAAGGGAAAAGCCUUAGGGAACACCCCGGACUUAAGGUCCACGCAAAAUUUCCUAUUUAGGUAACAUCGCGCACGAAGCCAUAACAUUGUAACUGUUUCCAGACUAUUGCUAAAUAAAGCCACGGUACCUUGAAGAACAGUUGUUUGCACGCGCAGACAACAUUGGUAUGGGGCAUGGGCAUAACGUUGGUGUUAUGUGGUGCUACUGUGAAUGUUGGGAACAACGACCGAAUGUGUUUUCCUGUUGUCUGUUGUUAAGGUGCAACGUUGCUGUUAGGAAAGGGGCUGUCGUACACGUGCUUUCUUACAGUGGCGCAAGAGUGGUCGUAAGGGAGUCUGAGGUCGUACAGGGCCUCCUGGCAGCGUGCUGUGCUCGCUGUGCUCAGAAGCGUGCUAUGAAACAUCUUAGAAGGAAAGCAAUUGUUUAUGCCAUAUAUUUCUCUGUAAGUGCAGCCCAUUUGGUAUUCAC
This is a messenger RNA of Astrephomene gubernaculifera, 2429 nucleotides long. Lineage: Eukaryota; Viridiplantae; Chlorophyta; Chlorophyceae; Chlamydomonadales; Astrephomenaceae. The record is from the annotation of a GenBank genome assembly.